This is a messenger RNA of Sphaerodactylus townsendi, 7241 nucleotides long. RefSeq names its product glial cell derived neurotrophic factor (gene GDNF). NCBI's taxonomy places the organism in Eukaryota, Metazoa, Chordata, Lepidosauria, Squamata, Sphaerodactylidae. Bases 612 to 1277 code for a protein of 221 amino acids. The transcript has 3 exons. Gene Ontology annotation, molecular function: receptor tyrosine kinase binding; growth factor activity; glial cell-derived neurotrophic factor receptor binding. Gene Ontology annotation, biological process: negative regulation of neuron apoptotic process; peripheral nervous system development; positive regulation of branching involved in ureteric bud morphogenesis. The record is from RefSeq and is a predicted model, not a curated record.
CGACCCUCGGGGCGCCACGUGGAUGUAGCUGCCCGUCGAGUGGCCCCCGGCGGUCCUGUCUGCUGCCGAAGGGAGGCUGCCUCGCUUCUGAAUCGCCCUCCCCGGCUCAUCGGGGGGACCCUCCUUCCUUCCCUCUUGCCCGCCCGGCCCGGCCCGGCCCGGCCCCACCCCGCGGUGCCCCCUGGACCAGCGGGCGCCGCAGGGACCCCCACAUGCCUUCUGUGGCGCGGCCGCGGAUGGGGUGCCUUUCUCCGCGUUCCCUGCAGGGCCACUCCGGGCGGCCAGGCGGCCAGGCGGGCUCGGGCGCUCGCCUCCCCUGAGCCCCGGGGGGGCGUCCCCGCGACCGGGCGCCGCCGAGGAAGGGCGCCCCGCUUGCUUGCACCUGCGGACGAGCCGCGCCAAGGGAGGGCGCGGAGCGGAGGGGGCGGCGGCGGCAGCUCCCUCUCCCGCCUGGAUUGCGCACUCGACCGAGCCGUCUGGCCGCCCCAACCCCUCGGAGGAUCGCUGCGCCCCUCUCUAGCGGGAGACCGGGGGGCCCGCCUCGGCGUUCAUGUCACCCUUGGGUCUGACCAGACCAGGUCGAAGGGUCCUGUGCUGGAAGGAAAUCUAAGAUGAAGUUAUGGGAUGUGGUGGCUGUCUUCGUGGUGCUACUCAACACUGUCUCCACCUUUCCUCUUCCUGCUGGUAAGACACCUCCUGAGAAGGCCCGCUCAGUGCCAGGAGGGACUGAAGACGAGCACUCCUCCAACAAGCUGCUGACUCCUUUUGCUGGCCCAAUGGACUCUAAUAUGCCCGAGAAUUAUCCCAAGCAGUUUGGUGAUGUAGUGGAUUUUAUUCAAGCGACCAUCAAAAGACUGAAGAGGUCACCAGAUAAACCAGCUCCAUUUUUUCCUAAACGGGAGAGAAACCGGCAAAAUUCAGCCAAGAACACUAAUAAUUCCAGCAGCAGAAAGGGACGGAGAGGCCAGAAGGCCAAAAACCGGGAUUGUGUCUUAGCCGAGAUACACUUAAAUGUGACUGACUUGGGUUUGGGAUACACCACCAAAGAAGAGCUCAUUUUCCGAUACUGUAGUGGGACGUGUGAAUCCGCUGUAACUUUAUAUGACCAAAUAUUAAACAAUUUAACUCAAAAUAGAAAGUUGGUCAGUGACAAAAUCAGACCACAACCUUGCUGCAGACCCAUUGCUUUUGAUGAUGACCUUUCAUUUUUGGACGAUGACCUAACAACUUACCAUAUAUUAAGAAAACAUUCCGCUAAAAAAUGUGGAUGCGUCUGAUGUCCUUUUGUGUCUGGACAGCGCUACGCUCUUGCAUUCCUGCUAAAAAUGGCAAAGGAGGGACCAGGGCUCCCAAGAAGGUGGAAUGAUGGCUUAGAAGGAAGGAAGAGGACCAAGCGUACAGGAAAUCAGCGGUCGUGGGAGCCUGGUCCGUUAAAACUCCCGUAGAGGAGAAUUGGAGAAGAGGCAACAGUCGGGGCUUUUUUGUUUCUACAGGAAGGCAAAACAUUAGGCAGCAUAGCUCAGGGUUGGAGAUCCAAGAUGGAUGGAGAUAAUCUACACGGUUUGCUUGAGGUGACCCAUCAUUGGCAAUACUUGGCGAGGCAAGUGCUUAACAACACAACUUCUAUUGGAUAACUUGCUUCAUUCUCAUUUUUUCCAGUCCUAGGACUGGGAAGUUACAACCAACUACCCUGAUCUUAAUUCCAACAUAUAGGUACAGUUUGACCUUCACAUUUAAAUGUGGUUGGUUAUUUAAGAUUUUUGUGGGAUAUGGGUAGAUCGGCCAUAUGAAUACCAGAUAAUGUAGAAAAAGAAAGUGAAGUUCAAGAUAACUCUCAGACACAACUGUAUGUUUUAUCAGUGGUAUUUCAGAAGUGGUGACCUCUUCUUAUCCACUCAACCUUGCCAGCUGUCUGUUCCACCAGAGGGCAAGAGGUCAUGGUUUAGUACUAAGUCUGUCCACAAGAAAUGCAGGUGCACUUACACCUAUAUGAGGCCCCUGUUCAUCACUGCAAGCCACAAAGGUCCUAAAUAUGUGGGUGGAAGGGAGCAAGAACAUGGAAAGAAGUUAAGGCAGAAGGCUGUAUGAACUUCAGUAGGGGAGAAAAGCCAAUUGGAGAAAGAAGAAACACAUGUUUGGGGACAAAAUGGGAAAGCUAGCCUAAUCUGUUCUUUUUAUGAUGAAUACACAUACUUAUUUGAAGCACAAAUCUAGCUAAAUGCACAGGUAGCUGUAUGUGCCUAUCAAUCUACUCUGAAGGUCAGUUUUGACUACUCAAAACCUUCUAUAUCUGGGUGCAUGAUUAGGAGGACCUCAGUUCUCCAUCUGUUGGCAUGAAUAAUGAACACAGCCUUAGAAAUUGAGUGCUACGAGAAAGUGUGCAGAGAGUAUCCUUUGUUAUAUCAAGACAGGAUCAGGCACAAUAAAUUUCCCUUGGUGGCACAGGAGCCACUGAGUUCCCUAUUGCCCUGAGUUGCUAGGCAACCAUGAGUGGUACCGUGCCUUGUCCCACCAGGAUAAUAUGAGAAAGCCCUGACCACAUGGAAGGAGCCCACACUGCAGCUCUUCUCCGUGUUACUUUCAAUUUUCAGAAAGUUCUAGAAAGGGGAGGAGGGGCUGCACCGGCUCCUUAUAAGGGUGGGGUCCCAGAUCACUUAGUAGCAUGGGAAAGUAUCACUGAGUGAGACAUUAACAGAAAGAAAUAUUUGAAUACAGCAAGGGAUAGUCAUGCACAAGUUAAGUGAGCUAGCUGAAGUUUUAGAAUAGCCUCUAAAACCAAAUCCAACAAAAAAAUUUAUGGAAGUAUGGCCAAUGUUUUAAUUGCCUCAUUUUUUUUCCCAGCAUGCUCAUCAUUUAGCAUUCAGCUCUUCCCAUUCUCUGUGAAGAGAAGUUGUGUUUUUAAUCACUAGUUCUUGGCCUGGGCUACACCAUGAAACCCUGUGGAUCUGUUUUGUUGCGUUGUUUACAAAAGGACUAAGAUCACUUACUUAAUAAACUACAUUUCUUUUUGGGGUCGUCACGAGUUAGCAGACUACUUGAUGCAAUGCAUCCAGUCAGAGACAAAUCUACAGAAGGAUAUUUAUUGAGAUUUUAAGUUAUUAUGAUUAUUAUUUAUUACAGUCAUGAGUUUCCUUUCCUUUAUUUAUUAAAGCUUCUUUCUUCAAAACAGGUGCCAAAGUUAUCAUGAGAUAGUAACGCUGGGAACAAAAAAUCCAUUCUUUUCUUUUCUUUUUUAAAGUAUUAAGAAUUAUGGACAGGAAAACCAUGCAAAAAAAAAUCACUUACUUUACCUUUUGAACACAAGCCACAGAAGAAUCUCUAACCUGGUAGUCCAGUUCUGCAGUACUUCUGUAAUUUCUAAGGCCCCUUCCGCACAUGCAAAAUAAUGCGUUUUCAAACCACUUUCACAACUGUUUGCAAGUGGAUUUUGCCAUUCCGCACAUGCAGAAUAAUGCACUUUCAAACUGCUUUCAGUGCUCUUUGAAACUGUGUGGAAUGGCAAAAUCCACUUUGUAAUUUCCCUCUGUAAUUUCCAUGUCCCACCGCUGGACAUCCACCAGUUACAAGUUCUUACAAAGUCAGGAACAGCCAUGCAACCAGUGAGCUAAAGCAGCCUCGAAUACAAGCAUUAGACCCUCCUCUUCAUCCAGACAACUGAAAUCUGUCUGCAAGGGUAUGCUCAUGUGCAUCAGGCUACAUGUGUACACGGCAUGUUGGUAUUGUGAUGCUUAUCUGUGGCGCACUGGGAUCACCAGAUGACUUUUGAUGGAAAUGUCAGUGUGCAAUGCCCAUCCACAUCUACAGGUUGUUUUACACCAGCGGUUCUCAACCUGUGAGUCGUGGCCCCUUUGGGGGUCGAACGACCCUUUCACAGGGGUCGCCUAAGACUCUGCAUCUGUGUUCUCCAUCUGUAAAAUGGAUAAAUGUUAGGGUCGGGGGUCACCACAACAUGAGGAACUGUAUUAAACGGUCGCGGCAUUAGGAAGGUUGAGAACCACUGUUUUACACAGACGUGGAGCUAAAUCAGGGCCCAUCUUUUUAAUUGUAACCCACAAAAAUUGCUAAUGUUAAAAAGGAGUAGGUAGAAUAAGAAAUGAGGGAGACCCCAAAAAAGUUCAGGCAAAAUUUAACUCCUUAGCUGAACACCACCCCAUAGAUAUUAACAAGAUUUACAAAUGUCUGGCUUUGGCCAAACUACACCCCCACCCCACCCACAGUUAGUUUUCAGCAAUUUUCUUCAGCUGAAGUGCAAGCAUCAAAGCUUAUGAAGGAAAAUUAGAAGGUUUUCAAAAACCUUUGAAAACCUUAGCAUCAUUCUAACAACGAAUGGUGUUGGAAGAAUCCCUGGUCAUGUCACAAUUUGCAGCGUAUACAAAGGUUGGGGGAAGCCCAGUGAAAAAAAUAUGAGAAAUAGGUAGAUGCUAAAAUUUCACAAAGCAGAAGCAAAUCUUGCAAUGCAAUUCUAAGCAGAGUUAUAUCCUUCUAAGUGUGGGCUUAUAAGGGGAUAACCUUAGGUGUACUGCCGCCCUGUAGACUGGUGGUUCAGAUACUUAUUUUUUGGUUUUUUUCAAAUCAGGCUUUCUUGAUCAAUUUUUUGAUUAAAUUUGGAUUAAAGUUUUUGUGUGCCUGUUUGUUUGGAAGAUAUUGGUGCAUACAUUUUCUUUACAAACCUGAUCUGUUGGUGCAACCUGUAAAGAAAAACUGAAAUUACUUUUAACCAAAGUUGUAGCUUUUUGAUUGGCCAUUCUUUCCUGAUUUGUGAACAGGAGUCCUGUUCCUAGAGAUAAUAGGAGCUGACUCUAACCCUCUUGUAGACAAAGGGAGUUGGACUUGAUGGCCCUUGGCGUCUCUUCCAAUUCUAUGAUUCGAAGUAUUGAGUAGAUUUAAUAGUGUUCUAUGGUAAUUUGGACUCAGAGCAGAAGAACAGGAGAACUGAUCAGCUCUCCCCAGGAAUUAUAAAUAUGCAAACAGCAUACAAGUACUUAAGCACUUGUACACAAGUAACUAACAUUGCCCCCACCCCAAAAUUUAAGAAUUUGUUCAGCAUUUUGCAGUUUCACAUGGGUAAUAAUACCUUUAUUCUGAAGUCAUAUCCCAGAGUAUAGUGGAAUUCAUAUCAGUUCCAUCCAUUCCUCCUUAUUCCUGUUAGUUACUGUUAACCCUACAGAAAUACUGCAGAACUGGGGCCAUAAUUAAUGUUGGGGGGGGGGGGUAGGUAAUAAUAAUUGAAGUACAUUUUCCAUUUUUUAAUUCUUGCUUUAUACUGUGAUCUGCUAAAACCAAUAAACAGCGGCAGUCGGGAGAAAGUUGGCGAUGCCUAGAUACCCCUGCAGUCGGGAAGACCAAAAUCUCACCGAUUGCAGGGAUGCUUCGGUCCAGUUAAAAAUGACGGCCAGGGGGCUGUGUUGUUGUUGUUUUUUAAAAAAAGCUUAUCCAUGGGGUGGUAGACCUCUUCUGUGCCAUGCAAAAUGCAGAUUAAUUUGACCAGCGGAAGUAGCAUACCAAAGAUCUGUGGGGCAGUGUUAGUGGGCAGAAUUUAAGGCAGCAGUCAAGUUUAAAUCCAGUUCUCUGCCUUUGGAAGCCUUGCGUGGGUAUGCAUUUGUUGUCAAACCUACCCAGUGCCCUAUUUCAACUGAGUACCGACCUUUCUCCAGCAUGCCCUAUACAUAUUUGCUUUCUCUUGCACUUCUCUUUGAGCCAUUUCUUGCCCUACUGCUGCAGAGGUCUUGUGCUAACUAGCCUUGAUGCAGGUUUACCUGGCAGUAAAUCCCCGUGGUUCCAUGGUUUUAGAUAAAGCAUGUUUAGGAUUCUAACUGCCUGGAUUAGAUAUAAAGUGAAGGUAAACAGCUACAAUAUAGGUAGUCUUUUACCAAGCAAUGCAUAAUCCAACCAGCAUUUUUUUAAAAAAAAAAUCUAAAAAUGGAUUAUGAGACUAUAAGAACAACAUCUUUGAACACAUGAAGCUGCCUUACGCCGAGCCAGAUCAAAGUAGCACUGUCUGGCUGGCAGCUCUCCAGGGUCUUAGGUAGAGGUCUUUCACAUCACCUGCUGUCUUUUUAACUGGAAAAAGCAGGGUCUGAACCUGGGGCUUGUUUUAUGCAAAGCAGGUGCUCUACCUGUGAGCUAUGGCCGCACAUCACGCAGAUUAAAAAACAUGGCACACUUGUGUCCAAAUCAACCUUCCUGUUUUUUCUGUUAUGUUUCCUAUCAGCUUUGUUCCUUUAUGCCUUGGAUCAUAGCUGUGAUGUGCAAGUCCCAAUGGGUUUCAGUGGAUGGGAUCUGAGCAGCUGCAUAACACUGCUUCUAAAGUCGAUUGGAAAAUCUCGGCUGGACUGUGCCCAAAGGCUCUGAUAGCGAAAGAAUAAUGCGCCUAUAAUAUCCAGGUAGAGAGACGAUGCACAAGACCUCUGUUCAGAUCUUGCAAAAACGUUUAGCAUAUUAAUAGGAUUUUGCACACAACGCCAUACCCAGGAAAUGGAGCACAAUUAGGGACUGUUGCCAUGAUGCAAAAUGGGCCGCACCCUUUUCUUUGCAGGAAUCUUAAUGGCAGAUUCAACAAGAACUGGUGGUCUGGACUCCACACACGCAUUUGGGGGAUGUCAGGGCUGUGUUGCUCCUAGAGGGGAAACAGUAGAAAACCCAGCUUUCUGCUCAGUUCUCUUGACACAUAAAGGAUCAGCUGUGCUUAAGUGCAGGCAACACGCUUGAUGGAUUUGGUUGCAACCCCAACCAACUCAAGCAACCAGAUUACAAUUUGGAAGAGAAUUCAUAUAUCAGGCAACACUGCAGCUGCACCCUUUAGCCAGUGCUGUGUAAGAAACACUGGUUCCUAUGCUUACAUGCAGCUGCGUCCUUACUUGCAUUACUGAUUGCUGGGUAUCAUCCUGUCCUGACCACAUGGAAGUGUCAUCUUUUAAGAAUGCUGCUUAUGUUAGCUUUCUGAACCUUGACUGCAGUGGCAUUUCAAUAGAGCUUGAUGAAUUUGCUCUCAGCUUUCUUCCAGAUUCGGUCUCAACCUAAUGCAACAUUCAAAAACUACCAAAAAAAGGGGUAAAGUUUGUGAUUUUUUUUAAUUUAAAAAAAAAUCAAACACAAGAUCAUUGUUCUCUGGGGAUUGUUACCUUACCUACCAUUACGUCUCAAAUAUUUGUGUUAAUCAACCAAAGUUCUCUACAGACUUUAUUUUUGUACAAUAUGCAUUUUAUAAACUUUUUAUGAAAUAAAGCUCAUUUCUAUCAUUA